GAAUGCAAAGCGUGUGUGUGUGUGUGUGUGUGUGUGUGUGUGUGUGUGUGUGUGUGUGUGUGUGUGUGUGUGUGUGUGUGUGUGUGUGUGUGUGUGUGUGUGUGUGUGUGUGUGUGUGUGUGUGUGUGAGCGCGCGCGUGCAAGAGAUUUUUAAAAGUAAGGUUGGCAGGAAGUGCUUCUUGAUCUAUCUAUAUUGUGCCAUGGGUUUAUUGCAAUGCUGUUUUCUGUGGUGGUAAUGAUCAACAACUGCGCUUCAUGCUAUUCGAAACAAGAGCGUGCAUUGAUUGUUUAUUUUGAUCCACUGGAUCGACUCAACUCGACUCCACGUUAUGUGGCGCCUACGUCGCUUCUGGUUGGUGGAAUUUUGUGCUUACAACAAGGAUGAGGGCGUGGCUUAACGCGAAACACUUCGAGGAACGUCCUCGCGCGAAGGAAUGCUUUAAAUUAUACAUAAACCGGAACCCUAUUAGCGAGCGAGUCUGUGUCGGUUUUCUUCGUUUAUAUUUAACAUUCGUUCGUAUAUAAAAUAUUUUUUUCGUGUUCAGUCGAAGCAGAUCUCCCAUGCAGUUUAACCUUUCAAUCUGAUCAGAGCUAACAGCACAAAGCCUGUCCCAGCGCUGCUUUCUCAACGUUUAUUGAGAAAACUGUUGCCACGUUCGGGCUGACGUGAUCGAUCAUGGUCACCAUUCACAUCAGCCGUGUGAUGUAGUUUGUGCUCAUAUACCUCGAUACACGCGAAACUGGGGAACACCUUCAAGCUGAUUGUCUAAACAAAAGCUAACGAGCAGCAAAGGCAGCCUGUAAGAAAGGUGAAGACAAUCAGAGGUGACAACACAAGUGUCUCCUUUUAAGUUUAUUUUCCCGGGGAGUGAAUCGUCUGUACGACGUCACCAAUGCGACCAUGGGAAAUAGCAGUCAAUAGGCGGCCACCAACUGCCCCUUUAAAUCAGAGGAGGUUUCCCGGAGAGCCCUGUAACACACCUGUGCAUCUCAGGAGAAGCCCGCCACUGAGACGCCAGUGGGUGGGGAGAGAUAGGCCUGCACUUCACGGUUCCCUGAUCCAGGAUGAGAACUUCCACCGCCUGCUCUUCUCCCAGCAUCAGCAGCAGCAGCAGCAGCAUCAGCAGCAGCCACAGGUUCCUUUAGAUGAGUCGAGACAUUACAACCACGCCAGCGCACCGCCACGCAUGCUCCACGCUGCCGCCCACCUGCCUCAGCAGAGCCCCAUCAUGGUGGAUCUACAUGACCAGAUGCACCAGGGAUCUGUGCCAAUAUCAUACACCAUUACCACGGUGACGACCCACGGCUUCCCCAUCCACGCCGGGCCCCCCCUCGCUGGGUGCAACACGCAGCAGCUCCCAGCAUGCUCGGUAAUGUUCAGCGGACAGCUCUCUCUGCUCUGCUGCCUUCCUCCUCCACUCCUUCAGGCCUGCACCAUGCAGCACAUGCCAGUGUCUUACCAAGCCUUCCCGCCCCUCAUCUCCAGCGAGCAUUUUAUACUGCACCCCAGUCCAUCUGUGCCCCCCCACCCGCAGCACCAGACGCACCUUACUCCCCUGAGCCAGUUCGUCCCUUUACAGCCUCAGCACCCACGCAUGCCUCUGCAGAGGAUGGAGAACGAAGUGGAUCUCCGAGGAGAGCAGCACGCACUGGGGACCUUCCCGUACCCACCGUCCCACCACCCUCCAGCAAUGCCGCCUUCAAUCCCCCUUCCUUACCUUCCUCAAGAGCCCCUUCACCAAGAGCUGUCCUUUGGAGUGCCAUUUCCCCACAUGCUUCCCCGGCGAGUGAGCGGGCAGAGAUACCGGUUACAGCAGGCUCCGCCCGCCCCCCCACCGCCACCCUCCUACUACCCAGGCUUCCUCCCCUACUUCCUGUCCAUGCUGCCUGUGCCGCCCACCACGGUGGGUCCAGCCAUCAGCCUGGACCUGGAUGUGGACGACGUGGAGAUGGAGAACUAUGAGGCAUUACUGAACCUGGCAGAGAGGCUGGGUGAAGCCAAGCCCCGCGGGCUGACCAAAGCAGACAUAGAGCAUCUUCCGUCCUACAGGUUCAACCUGGAGAACCAUCUGUCUGAACAAACGCUGUGUGUCGUGUGCUUCUGUGACUUUGAGUGCAGACAGUUACUCCGGGUUCUGCCGUGCAACCACGAAUUCCACGCCAAGUGUGUGGACAAAUGGUUAAAGACCAACCGCACCUGCCCCAUCUGCCGCGCCGACGCCUCCGACGUCCACCGGGAAGCAGAGUGAGGAGCCGCCGUCUCUCGUCUUGGAGAUCGGCGCACGGCCGAGCAAACCCCCCCCCCCGGCCAGACACCUUCUGGGUGGGGGUGGGGAGGACGGGGGCUGAGCGGAUGGGUGGAGGAGGAGGCCGGGGAACACCCCCACCUGCCACAACCUCGCCCGAUUUCCUCCAGUAAUUACAGCUUACAACCCCACCCGCCCCCCCUCCCACCAACCCCUAAAAAAAAAGCAAUCCAGGACAGUUCCCUGGAAGCGAUCAUACCUCUGCUGUGCUUCAAUGUGUGAGUGUAUUGAAACCCACUGCCUUUCGCAGCCUAUAGCCAGAGUUCUGGGAUUGCCAGCCACUUACGUCUCUGUCCCCCCCCCCCCCCCCCCCCCCCCCCACACACACCCGCCCCACUCCCCCUGUUGCAAAAUUCCAAAGAUUUUCCCCCCACGACAUUGUACUGCUGCUUUAGGUCACAAGGUUCCUGUUCCUCUUUUUGUUCUUUUAACUUUUGCAAUGUGGUGUUCGUUCACGGGGGGGGGGGGGGGGGGGAAGAGUGCGCUGAGAGUGGACGGGAGCGGCAGUGCUGUAGGUCGGCGGACCAGACACUUUGUGCAAUUAGCAGAAACAGAAUAUGAAUUCUUCAACAUGGAUGUCUGUGUUUGGAGGCAAAAGGCUGUCCUUCAUAGAUGCAUGUUUAUGUUAGGUCUUGGGAAAAGUGACUUGUUAAUAAUGUAUGUUUUGCAAUAAUGUAUGAUUAUUUCAAUUAUUAUUCAUUAUUUAGUUUACCCCCUUUUUUUCCCCUUUUUUGUGGGCGGGGCUGGGGGGGGGGGAGAUUUGCCAACGCUAUUGUGAAAGUGUGACUUGGUGUGGUUUUUAAAGAAGAAAAAAAAAAGGUUCCGAUUGGGUUAAGCCUGAGGUGACGGACUGCAGAUGAUGGGACAGGAACUAUUUUUUUUUUUUUUUUUAACUCUCCGGACACAGAUCUGUACUGAAGCAGUCUCCUGGAUUUGUGGAUAGAGGAGGCAGCAGCUUCGCUGAGGGCGAUGUGCUUGUCAAUCUGAGUAGAGGAGGACAAAAGACUGCUUCUUUCUGAGGGGAUACUCAGAGGUCUCCCCGCGUACAGGUGGGCAUGAGUGUGUGUGUGUGUGUGGUUAUCGUGCGUGUGUGUGUGCGCGUGUGUCUGUAUGUAUGUGUGUUUGUCCUGUCCACAGAGCCGAUGCAUUGUGUAACCACUGGAUACAGGGCAGCAUGUUAGGAUUUGCAUGGACUGUUGAUUCAGACUAGCAAUAUUUUAAUCAAGCAUUGCCACCAAAUGUAUCAAACAAAUUUUAACAAAAAAAGUAUACAGAUUAAAGCAAGGAAGAAAACUUGAUUCUGUUUUGCUUAUCCAGAAAGUAUAGAGGAGGGGGGGAAAAAAUGAAGAGGCUAAUGCUUUGGUUCCAUUUUCUUUUUUAAAUCCAGUGGUAGAGACAGAUGUGGUAUUCUGAAGGCAGAGCUGGAAGGAUGCGCAGAAAGCAAUAUGUGCAAUGAGUGGUGGUUAAAAAAGAACAGUUCUCUCCUUCCUAGUUUGGAGCACCAGGCUUUUUGAUUUCUUUGUUUGUGAGCCAAAUAUUCCAAUAUUACAGAUAUAGCCUACUGUUUUCAAUAUUUCAAUAUCUGCCUUCUUAUUACCUUGACAAGCACAAACUUAUUACUAAUGUUUCACUUCGUCAUUUAACCCUCUUUUUGAAAAGGUAUUCCGUUUUGUGUAUGUUUUUUAAGUUUAUUUAUUGGUUUUAGUCCAGUAUAGAAAAAAAUGCAUCGAAGGAAUCAGUUGAAGCACUAACAUCGUUUUUUGUGUAUGGUGUUUUUAAUUCUUUAAUUCCAGCAAACUCGGUCAGGUAUAGCCCCUGGCAAUGGUCACAGUAAAUAGUAUGUGUAGCUUUUGGCGUGAAUGCUCUUCGAUAGAAUGGCUUGUUUUGAAGACUAAAGAAUGUUGAAAACCCUUUCGUAGUAGAAGUCACUGGGGACACUUCUGCUACAUCUGUCACAGCCCUGAGUGGACAGAGAUGAAUUAACAUGACAAUAUGAGCUGGAGUUGUUGAGUAGUUGCACUGUUUUGACUUCUUGUUCUCUGCCUGGGAAUUCACUUCCAAACUUGGUGAAUUGUGGUUGGGGGGAGGCUAUUGUUUCACUAUAACUGUCCCAAGAUGCACUAACAGGUGGUUUUUAAAUCCAUGGUGUUUGUGGAAAGGGAUGCCAUUUACUUUUCUUUUUUUUUAAUCACGCUAUUGCGUUUUUAAUGUGUGUGUGUGCCACCUUCCAAGUAAAAAGAAGCCAUUUAAUGCGUUAAACCCACAGCUUUCAGAAUUAACCUAUGUGUACAUAAUAUCUAUUUGCUGGCUUAUAUUGUAAGUAAAAAAAAAUACUCAGGGCCUCUCAACAUAUAAAAACAAAGGAAAACAGUCCAUUUCAAAUGGAAAAGAUGCCAUGAAAGGGUAUAUUUAAACUUUUUUGUUUCUCUGACCAUAUUGUCAUGUAAACGAUUCUUCUAUAUUAUUUUCUUUCAAAAAUAGUACAAUUAACCUCAUUUAAAGACAGGCAUGCAAGAAGAAAAGAUAAUAAAGACGUUAUGAAUAUUCACAGAAAAGAGGCAAUGUAUACACUGCAACUCAUUAACACUGUGUUAUUCAAACCUGUUUACCUUCUGUUCUUGUACUUUAACCACAUGUUAAAACAUAGCGGUUGUGAUGCCAUUUUAAAGAAGUGCUGUGGUGCACAUUAUCCUACCUAAAUCACUUCCAAAACUACUUCAGCGGUGUUGCAUGAUUUUAAAGAAGAAAAAAAUACAUCAUUUUAAAAAUAAGCGGAAGGAAGAUAUCUAGAGAAUCUGGUGAAGAACAAUGUAAACGGGGCACAAUAUGCAUGCUUGUCGACCAGAUCCCAACAGAGUUUUUGUUCUAGUUGGCUUCAGAUCUUAAACGCUCAGCUGAUAACUGCCAUGCAUCGUACUGCACACAUUUGUAAUAGAACUGAAUGACUACAAGAUUUUAUGCGCUUUCUUUUUUUGUUAUCUUUUCUUUUUAAGGAGAAAAAAAUGUAAAUGGUCUUGAAACCCAUGAUUUGAACUCUUAAAUUCACCGUGUUAAUGUUUUUGCCCAAAUGACUGAAAAAUACAUGCUCUGAAACUACUGUAGUUUAUCAAAAGCCAUAGUGAAAAGGUGCUAGAUGUUCUGCUUUAGGUAUAACUGUCACUGGCGUGAAUGCUUUAGUUUGUCAUGGAUCCUAUGUAUUCUUAAAAGCAUGUUAUACCGAUACCUGUAACAUUGUCAGUUAAAAAAUCAGUAUAGUUUAAGCAAUUUAAAACAUACUUCUAUAUUCAUACUAAUUUCAGUGUAAUACUGCACCUGCCUUCGAUAGGCUCCUUCACUUAGUGUAUCAAUAUACAAUUUAUUGUUCACCUAAUUCGCUUAAAUUUAGCACUCUUACUUUUGAGUAUGUAUUUUAUUGAUGACAACUACCCUAUUAAGUAAAAAACAAUAUGUACCUCCCUGUAAGGCAUAAGUAAUCACAAUCUUUAAGAAGAAUUAUAAAAUCGAGUCUUGUAGUCUUUCUGUUGCAAACAAUUACUGAAUAAUCUCACAGCUUGUGUGGUGGAAAAACGUGUUCCAAUAAGCAGCUAAAAAAACAUUAUCGGGGAUUUGUAGUGUAUUAAUUGCUUUGUUGAUGCCAUUUGUUUACCGAUGGUUUUUUGCUGUGGUGGGAUAGUGGUUCACUGUUCUUACAUCCCCUGGCCUCUAGGGGGCCGUGGCUUGAUAACAGAUAACCGACCCUCUCACAGAGCCAGGGGCACGUGUCCUGUGUUAGGCAGAGAUUUUUGCUUUGGUACUUGCACAUUUACAGUUACCUCAUUUUAGCCAUGUUUGUAUUUUGUGGAGGAAAAAAUAAAACUAAUAUAUAUUAUAUAUAGGAUACAGUUCUUCUGCUAUAAUUUUUUCAUUCCAUUGGAAUCAUAUUGUUUGUAGCAAUUAACAACUAGUUAGUGUAUUAUAUAUACAUCUGUAUACGGUUUGAAAUUUUUAAAAUUUGUACUUUUUUUAAAUGAAAGUUGCUAGUUCUGCUUUAUCAAGUAGUGCAAUCAUAUUUUCUUUUUUUUAUUGUGGCUGAUUUGAAAGGAUUGUUCACUAAUAAAUGUAUGAUGUAUACCUUGAUUAUUGGACUCUUGCUAAAGUGAUUAUUGCAUGCACUGCUGCUUUCCUUUUCAAUUUCUUUCUUCAAUCUUUUCACGAUUUCUUGUGAUGGUCUCAUAACAUUAGUCUGCACUGUCUGCAGAGGCUGUCUUCAUAGUCACUAACUAUUCGUUAGGAAGUAUGGGGGAUGUGCCCCAAAUAGAUUUAUGUAGAUAAAAACACAGGAAACGCUACAUUGAAGCAGGCAGGACUUUAUGCAGUAAGUGAAACUAGGCAUGGCUUUUCCUCUCCCUAUAAAACUUCAACAAUACAAGAGCGCAAAUGGCAGUAGAUACAUUUCCUCGGGAGCAACUGAUAAAAGUGGUGGAUUUGUUUUUACAAACAUGAACCAAAAUCAAUUAGGGAAAAUGCUGCAUAGUAUGCAAUUAAUUUUGCAAGUCAUUCACCAAACAUAAAAAAUAAAAAACAUCUACGUCAAGACUUAAAAAAAAAUGGAACAGAUCAGAUAUCAAGUGUAAUUGAAUGAACCCACAUUUUUCAAUAUUUAAUUUAGAAUUUGAAAAUUACAUUUUUACAUGACCAGCCCAUUCAGAUGUUAAGUCAGGCAAAAUGGGAAUCGAUGAAUAACCACAGGCACAUUAUGGGCAGACUACUACACUACAUUAAACCAUGUAAAAGCUGUGGUCCGUUUACAUUUUG
This is a messenger RNA of Gadus macrocephalus (Pacific cod), 7100 nucleotides long. RefSeq names its product ring finger protein 44 (gene rnf44). The transcript has 11 exons. Bases 894 to 2249 code for a protein of 451 amino acids. The record is from RefSeq and is a predicted model, not a curated record. NCBI's taxonomy places the organism in Eukaryota, Metazoa, Chordata, Actinopteri, Gadiformes, Gadidae.